UUUCUCCCUUUCUUUCUGUUUCAAAAACUUCCCACACAAAAAAUCACAAAUUCUUUACCCAAAAAUCUCUCCCUCUUGCUCUCUUUCUCUCCCACCCUCAAGUUACCAUUAAGGAAUCCAUCAAGAUUCAAUCACUUCUCUAUGUCAACUUAAAAAAGAAGAAGAAGAAGAAGACAAAGUCUGCUCAGAUUUUUCUCUGAUACAUCAAUUUCUUUGAUUUUAAGAACUAAAGAAUUCAAGAAACUUAAAUUCAUUCGAAAAAACUCACUCAAACCUGUAUUAAACGAGAUCAGGAUCUUGAAUUGUUUUUCAUUCUUGCUGGAGUUGAGCCAAUAGCGAGAGGUGCUGCUAAACUAGUGUGUGUUUUAAGAUCGAAAUUUCGGGAAGGAGGAGAUUUAUUAGUUUGGGCACAUUGUGAGAUCUGAACCAUGUGGAUUGUUAGUUGAUUUUUUUGUACAAAUGGAAGAAAGAAGACCAUCAUCACUACGUCCAAGUGGGAGUAUUAAGCAGACAUUAUCAGGAAAAUCAACUCCUAGAGGUUCACCAUCGUUUCGGAGACUACAUUCCAGUCGCACGCCCAGAAGAGGAGAUGGUAGAGGUGAACGUUUUCAGUGGUUUAGAAGUAAUAGAUUGUUGUUUUGGUUAUUGUUGAUUACACUAUGGGCGUACCUAGGGUUUUAUGUACAAUCUAAGUGGGCACAUGCUGAUAAUAAUGAUGGUAAAAAUGAUUUGAUUGGAUAUAGAAGUAAACCAAGCACGAUUACUGGUAAUGCAAGUACAGAUCAGAAUUUGCAGCCAGCAUUGGUCAAGAAUGAGAAACUUGUGGUUGCUACCCAGAAUUCUACUGAUGGGGGAAGCAAAAAUGAGUCCAAGCUCACAGAUGCAAGUCUGGCACCAAAAACAAGUGGGACAUUGGUGCAUAAAAACUCUCCCAGGAAUCCAAGGAAGGUUAAGAGGACGGCUUUAUCACGUAGAUUGCGGAGUAAGAACCGUAAGAAAGAAAAGAUUGCUGAUGAGGCUGAAAACACUAAUUUGGUGGAGCAGGAAGAGGAGAUUCCUAAAAGAAAUACUUCAUAUGGGUUGCUUGUUGGUCCUUUUGGUACAACCGAGGACAGAAUUUUGGAAUGGAGUGCUGAGAAGAGAUCUGGAACCUGCAACCGGAAGGGCGAAUUUGCGCGUAUAGUCUGGUCUAGAAAAUUUGUGUUGGUAUUCCACGAGCUUUCAAUGACAGGGGCCCCACUUUCAAUGAUGGAAUUGGCAACAGAGCUUUUGAGUUGUGGCGCUACAGUGUCUGCUGUAGUUCUUAGCAGAAGAGGUGGCUUAAUGGGAGAACUUAACAGGCGAAAGAUCAAAGUGGUUGAGGACAAGGCUGCACUCAGCUACAAGACUGCCAUGAAAGCUGAUCUUGUCAUUGCGGGAUCUGCUAUCUGUUCUGAUUGGAUUGAGAAAUAUCUUGAACAUAGUAAAGCUGGUUCUAAUCAGAUCGCUUGGUGGAUUAUGGAGAACCGGAGGGAGUACUUCGAUCGAGCAAAACCCAUGCUUAAUCGAGUUACGUCGUUGAUAUAUCUUUCUGAAACACAGUCUAAACAAUGGUCAGCCUGGUGCGAAGAGGAAGGAGUAAAGCUAAAUUCCCCGCCCGCGCUAAUGCCUCUAUCGGUUAACGACGAAUUGGCUUUUGUAGCAGGCAUUCCUUGUUCCCUAAAUACUCCCUCAUUUUCUGUUGAGACGAUGUUGGAGAGAAGGCGUGCUUUGCGAGAUGCAGUUAGAAAAGAAAUGGGAUUAACCGACAAAGACAUGCUCGUGAUUUCUUUGAGUAGUAUCAACCCUGGAAAGGGUCAGCUGUUUCUUCUUGAAUCAGCACGUUUAACCAUUGAUGAGGAAAAUGGUAUAGUGAGAGAAGGAAAUGUAUCUGACAAUCAGCAUUCAAGAGUUUUGUUUCAGAAUUUGCACCUUCGUGGAUCUCCAGAUGAGCUGUCAUCUGGUAAUCAGGAAAAGAAAGAACUAGCGCUUAAAGUCUUAAUUGGUUCUGUCGGGUCCAAGAGUAACAAAGUUCCUUAUGUGAAAGGACUUCUCAGAUUUUUAUCCCAACACCCAUUGUUGUCAAAGUUAGUUUUAUGGACUCCAUCAACCACGCGCGUAGCCUCACUCUACUCUGCAGCAGAUGCUUACGUCAUAAAUGCUCAGGGUGUUGGGGAAACAUUUGGGAGAGUGACUAUUGAAGCAAUGGCAUUUGGUCUUCCGGUGCUUGGGACCGAAGCAGGAGGAACAUUAGAGAUAGUAGAGCACAAUAUAACAGGUCUUCUUCAUCCAGUCGGUCGCCCAGGGACUAAAGUUCUUGCAAAAAAUCUCUUGUAUUUGCUAAACAAUCCAUCCGAAAGGGAGAAGAUGGGAAUGAGAGGGAAAAGCAAAGUAGAGAGGAUGUACUUGAAAACACAGAUGUAUGAGAAAUUCGCCUUCGUCCUCUUUAAGUGCAUGAGGCUCAAAUAAGAACAUUAGUCAGUUUCACUACCCACCUGUACGAGAACACAAGAUUCUUUAGGAGUCGGUCAAAAUGAUUUUUUUUUUCUUGAUUAGGCAACUUGGCAUAAAUCUGUUCCUACAACAGCGGUUGAGAUUUUUCUUCUACUGUCAAAAGUUGUGGUCACGUAAGAUUUUGAAAAUAGUUUACAUCCUAAUAUACAAUAAUUCAUUGUAGUAUUGUAGUUUUGAUGUCAAAACACAACUAAUUGAAAGAAGCACUGUGACUGAUUCUUCA
Messenger RNA from Papaver somniferum (opium poppy), 2755 nucleotides. RefSeq lists its product as uncharacterized. The record is from RefSeq and is a predicted model, not a curated record. NCBI's taxonomy places the organism in Eukaryota, Viridiplantae, Streptophyta, Magnoliopsida, Ranunculales, Papaveraceae. The transcript is spliced from 5 exons. Bases 460 to 2487 code for a protein of 675 amino acids. Gene Ontology annotation, molecular function: glycosyltransferase activity.